Funneliformis mosseae is the source of this 537-nucleotide messenger RNA. The record is from the annotation of a GenBank genome assembly. Lineage: Eukaryota; Fungi; Glomeromycota; Glomeromycetes; Glomerales; Glomeraceae.
AUGAACAUCAAUUUAAUUAAAGAAACUGAUGAAACAACGAACAACGAUAAUGAUUUUGCUAAAUCGUCGACAUCAUCAACAGAAGCUACUGAAAUCCAAGCUCAAGGCAUAUUUCCUCAAAGUUCGAUUCGUAAAUUUUUUCCGUUGAUUAUUCCAACAACAACGAAUCCUUUCGGGGAAUACAUUCCAAUCCAUAUUGCAAUCCAACGAUUUCAGCGAUCUCCAGUGAAUCAAAAUCCACCUUAUUAUGAAGUUCCUGUGCUUGGCAACUUGCCAACGGUUCGUCAUGCUUAUGCGGAAUGGUAUUUUGGAAUUGAUGAAAAUCCUGCAAUCAUCUCAUGUAUAAGAAAGUAUGGGAAAGAAUGGGAGAAAAGGAAUCAACGGAGAUUGUCGAGAAGAAAGAUUUUGAUCCGUGAGAUUGAACUAAGGGAGACUGAUUUUUCUACUGAAGAAGUUUUGGAGAUUUUGGAGAUUUUGCGAGAUGGAAGUACUUUAAACAAAUUAAUUGAUGUUAAAUUAUUAGGGCAUGAUAAAUAA